Molecule: messenger RNA, 219 nt
Organism: Cylicostephanus goldi
Lineage: Eukaryota; Metazoa; Nematoda; Chromadorea; Rhabditida; Strongylidae
Source: the annotation of a GenBank genome assembly
AUGGAGAACGUGGCUCCUGACCUCUGCCGCCGCUGGGUACAACAUGCUAUCCGUCAGGAGGAUGCAGCAAGAGAAAAAAUCCGCAUAGACAGCGGUGGUGACGAUAGUGAGGACGACAUGAACAUAGUACCUCAGCUGGCUUCCGAUGAAGAAUCAUCUUGGGAGGAUUCGGAUUUAGAACUAGAUGAUCUUGAUUUGGAAGAUUUUGAAGAAAUGUAA